Molecule: messenger RNA, 1098 nt
Organism: Ornithodoros turicata
Lineage: Eukaryota; Metazoa; Arthropoda; Arachnida; Ixodida; Argasidae
Exons: 1
Coding region: 1-1098 (365 amino acids)
Molecular function (GO): nucleic acid binding; zinc ion binding
Source: RefSeq, a predicted model, not a curated record
AUGACAGGCAGCGGGCGGUGUUGCAGGACACCUGGAGCCCACGACAUUGAGGCCGCGCCUGACCCGGCCCGACCCGAUCAGCCUAAUGAGGGUGACAGGAUUCGCUCCCCGGUCAGACGACGCUUAAGUGAAGACCGUUUGCUUGCCCCACGGACCUCGCAAACGGAACUUCUUGAUGACCCUCAAGAUGAGGGGGAGUCCUCACUACGAACGAAUGGUGACACUCAGUCCAUGGAUGUCCCGCCUGACCCUACUCUCAAGCCUACCCAUGAGACUGAUGCAUCGCUGUUUCAGCUGGUCACGUAUAAGAAGAAUCGACCAAACGGGAUCCCGAUUGUGUUCAGAUGUCUCACUGAGUCGGAUUUGUUCUGGAAUGUUAACCCCAACUUAAUAGCUCGUGAAGUGCUCACCACGAUACAAGAGAAGGUCCUCCGCCACAGAAUCAAUAAAUAUGGCACUCUCAUCGUCCAUGUCUCAUACGAGCACUCCGCACAACGCUUACUGGGCCUUACGGUACUCGCCGGAAUAGCAGUCCAAGCGUCUAUCCCACAGUCCUACUUAUGUACCACCGGCAGAAUCAUUGGCGUCCCUCGUCGUUACAGCGAGGCCCAGCUCCUUGACUACUUUUGUUCAAGUGGUGCCACUGAGGUUCAACGAGAACUAGCUUAUUCUCGGGAGAGUGACGGCUCCGCGAAAGCCAUCGUCAAGUCUAGUGUGCUCUUAACCUUUCAACCUGGCUACGCGCUGCCAGCGGAAAUUCCUCUCGGGUUCACAUACUUCCCCUUGUCAGAAUACAUUGAGCCGCCUACUCAAUGUUUUAACUGUCAGAAGUUUGGUCACAUUGCUCGCGACUGUCGCGGUCCCCAAAGAUGCAAGGUGUGCGCAGGCCCACAUGUUUAUAAACAAUGCACUUCGCGACGCAAGCCCACGUGCGCAAACUGUGGUGGUCAGCAAAAUGCGACCUACCGUGACCGUACCGUGCCUGUACCGCGAGAGCGGCAGUGGCCGCGCACCGACGGCGAGUACUCAAUGCUUCUCCAUCAAAUGGCUGCUCGACUCCUGGCUUUACCUCUGGUACUGCCGAUUUCCCGCGCCUGA